Drosophila busckii is the source of this 1649-nucleotide messenger RNA. RefSeq names its product CG31016. The record is from RefSeq and is a predicted model, not a curated record. The transcript is spliced from 8 exons. Gene Ontology annotation, cellular component: endoplasmic reticulum. NCBI's taxonomy places the organism in Eukaryota, Metazoa, Arthropoda, Insecta, Diptera, Drosophilidae. Gene Ontology annotation, molecular function: iron ion binding; L-ascorbic acid binding; procollagen-proline 4-dioxygenase activity. Bases 15 to 1592 code for a protein of 525 amino acids. Gene Ontology annotation, biological process: peptidyl-proline hydroxylation to 4-hydroxy-L-proline.
GUUUUAUUUCAAAUAUGUUGAAGUUUACUACGUUGCGACAUCUCUUGUUCUACUUGACUGUACCCUUGGCAUUGGUUUUGAGUCGACAGUAUUAUGCUCAACCAAAUAAUUAUAUUUCAUCUAUGAACGAUAAGCUUUCGCUGCUGCAACUCAGAAAGCAAUUUGUGGACUAUCUAAGGAAUUAUGCUUUUAAAUUACAACAAGCGAUUAAAGAGCUAAACAAUUCUGCUCAGCAUAUACAGCGUGUUUUAAAAAGAAAUACUACUUUGUAUGUAAACUUUGAUACGCUACGUUCAGCGCUACAUCCCGCUGGUUUGGUACAAAUAGAUGCUAUCAAAACAAUGCGGCCCCAAUUGCCCAAUAGACAAGAUUUUGAAGAAGCUCAGACGGCAAUUUUUCGCAUUGAAUAUGUUUACGAUUUAAACUCAACAAGUUUGGCAGAUGGUUGGAUUGAAGAUGAACACUAUAACAUUACUUUGAGCCCUACGGACUGCUAUGAGAUGGGUUCAUUCUAUUUGGAAACUAGAAUGUUUAGCCUGGCCAACAAAUGGGCACAGACUGCGAUGCAUUUAAAUAACUCAGCAUGGGAUGAUCCAAUUGGCGUAACCAGCGCUAAUAUCAGCGUAUUGAUGGCCUGGUCUCUUAUCAAAUUAGGUAAACGUAAGUUGGCUAAAGACGUGCUCGAAAAAGAACCAGAAUUCACCGGUAAAGUUCACCAGAUGCUAACUCACUUAAAGUCAAACCUGCCUAAUAAUAAAGUCCAUAAAGACGCUAUGAAUCUGGAGGAUGCAUAUUUUAAGCACUGUCGUUCCUCCUUUCAAAACCCUACCACUCGUUUGACUUGUUUCUAUCAUGGCAAUGCAACUGCAUUUUUACGCAUUGCACCCUUUAAAGUGGAACAGAUAUCUGGAUAUCCGAAUCCCUUAGCCUACAUAUAUCACGAUGUUCUUUACGAGAGCGAGAUGUUACGCUUGGAGCAAAUAAGCGAGUAUUCACUGGACCGGACAGAAGUAGAUGAUGUAAGCGAGAAGACAAUUUCCCCCUUUCGCACCGCUAGUGGACGAUGGUUAUCACGUUAUGAUAGCGAUUAUGUGGAUCCCUUCCUCUUUCUCCGCUUGCAACAACGCGUUGUGGACAUGACUGGUCUUAGGUUGGAUAGUGAAAUAAAUGAAUCCAUGCAAUUACUACGAUAUGGCUUUGGUGGCCAUUAUGACUUACAUAGCGAUGCUAACAAUGAGGAAAACGCCGAAAACAUGAAAGGCUUUGAAAAAACAUAUUUUGACGAUCGCAUUGCAACCGUUCUUUUUUAUGUAAAUGAUGUGGAAAAAGGUGGCGUCACGGCCUUUCCUUAUCUAAACAUUGCGGUCAAGCCUCGACGUGGUAAGGCAUUAAUAUGGAAUAGUCUGGAUCCAUUUAGCUUUGAUUAUGAUCAUCGCACAUUCCAUGCAGCAUGUCCAGUGCUAGUUGGUCAUAAGCUGGCUUUAACGCAAUGGAUCCAUGAACGUGAUCAGAUGUUUACACUUCCUUGUUACUAUGCUCCAAAAGAAAGAAAAUAUAAUUACAGUUUAAGUUACCUUGAUAGCGACCCGUAAAACUCUUCUUCUUUAUAGCUAAAUUUUAACUCUUGCUGUAUGCUUUAAAUUAUAUAA